Populus euphratica (Euphrates poplar) is the source of this 447-nucleotide messenger RNA. RefSeq names its product 2S albumin-like. The transcript has a single exon. Lineage: Eukaryota; Viridiplantae; Streptophyta; Magnoliopsida; Malpighiales; Salicaceae. The record is from RefSeq and is a predicted model, not a curated record. Gene Ontology annotation, molecular function: nutrient reservoir activity. The coding region runs from base 1 to 447 and encodes 148 amino acids.
AUGGCAAGGUUUUUGACAAUAGCAGUUCUAGCUAGCCUUCUCUUGGCACUCAUCGCCAAUGCCUCUUCUUACAGAACAACCAUCACUACCGUGGAGUUUGAUGAGCAGUCCAGCAGGAGUCGAUCUGGAGGCUGCCAAGAGCAGAUUCGGAGGGUGGACUUGAGCAGUUGUGAGCAAUAUGUAUCCCAAACAUCAAGGCCAAUGUUAGCACUCCGAGGGAUCCACAAUCGACAGGGUGAUCAAGAGCAAGUUCAGCAAUGCUGCCAGCAAAUAAGGCAUGUGGAUAGGCAGUGCCAGUGCGACGCUUUACAGUCUGUGAUCGAGGAGCAAACACAGCACCAACGCCGCCCUGAACAGGAAGAGACGCAGGAAGUACAGAGGAGGGCAACCGAGAUACAAAGACAGUGCAGCUUGCCCGAUUGUCAAUCCCUAUCAAUCUGGUUCUAG